Messenger RNA from Ipomoea triloba (trilobed morning glory), 1370 nucleotides. Its product is annotated as L10-interacting MYB domain-containing protein-like. The record is from RefSeq and is a predicted model, not a curated record. The transcript is spliced from 3 exons. Lineage: Eukaryota; Viridiplantae; Streptophyta; Magnoliopsida; Solanales; Convolvulaceae. The coding region runs from base 129 to 1019 and encodes 296 amino acids.
CUAACUCCAGCAUUGAAAAACCGUAUACCCUGUUUGGUUCUCCAAAUUCAGAAUCUUACUCUUUUACAGGCGAGCUGCAAAUUUUACUGCUUGGGCUUCUCAGAGCUUAGUUUGUGCUCCAUUACCAGAUGGCUACCCGGCCUACUCGUUCGAGGAGACAGGUAGCUGCCCAGCAGCCGGAGUCUCAAUCAAGGGCCAAGUGGAAUGCAUACCUCACUAAUAUAUUGGUGGAACUGAUGGCGGAGCAAGUGCGUUUGGGGAAUAAACAGAAUAAAUCCUUUAACAAGGAAGCAUGGAAGUGCAUCUGUGAGGAUUUUCAUAAAGAAACAGGUCUUCCGUGGGACCAGGAGCAAUUGAAGAGCCGGUAUACUGCCCUUAGGAAGCAUUAUGCUAUUGUAAAGUCAAUACUUGAUCAGAGUGAUUUCAAGUGGGAUGAGCCGACAGGUGCCAUUGUUGCUACAGAUGAGGCAUGGGAUGCAUACAUCAAGGAACAUCCAGAUGCAGAGACUCUGAGGAGUGCGGGCUGCUCUAUUUACAAACAAUUACACACAAUCUUUGCUGAAACUGGGACAAAAGGGAAGUCAAAUGGAUCUACUAUGAGCAAGGAGCGACCCUCUGGUUCACAACCUUCAUCUGUGUUUGAGGACAAGCUGUCCUCGUCAGAAUCUGAGGAAGAGGCUGACAUGGGAGUUGAGGAAGAUAAACUUCAGUCAACCAACCCGUCUGCAAAUUCGAGUCGGAAAAAAGGGCGUAAGGGGGUCGAUGAUUUCAUUGCAAAAGCUAUAUUGGAGAUGGCUGCUGCUUCAAGACUCAGGGCUGAUGCUAUCAAGAAGUUAAAUGAAAGGUACACUAUAACCGAUUGCAUUAGAGCAUUGGACGAAUUGCAAGGUGUCAAUGACCAAGUUUAUUUCGCUGCCUUGGAUCUGUUCAACAACAGAAGUGCCAGAGAGAUAUUCUUGUCCCUUCAAGGUGAGAAGCGGUUGACCUGGUUGCAUUGCAAAGUUUCUCGCAUUCAGUAAUUCAUAGGCCGAGGAGAUCGCUCCAUCCUAUCAGUGCUUUGUUAGAUACUCUCAGUAGUCAUUUAUUGCAUUCUCCAAGAAAAUGAAUUUUGUAGUCUUAGAUUUCUCUGUUACAUAGUAUAUUUAGAGGAAUGAUAGAUUUCGAUAUCGAUUUUUUACUUCUUACAACCUAUAGGUUAAAAGGAGAUGUGAUAGAUACAUUAUUUUGCUUAUGGGUCUAGUUUCUUGUGAAAGCUGUAAAGACAAAAACAAGAAAUCAAAGAGAAAUGAUUUAUAGUACCCAUUGUCUUUCCCAUGUUGAAAGAGUGAUUCAUAAGCAUUUGACUUUAAUGAACUUCAAGUUUGAUUUCA